GCUCUCUCUCUCUCCGUCUCGGUAUUGCAUCAGUUUUCGAAAAUUUGAUUCAGAGAGGAUUUCUCUCUCCUGUGAUCUCUCCUUUCCGUUUUUCGUUUCGUUUCCUUUCGUUGCGAAUAUAUAUAGAAAUAGAAAGAGAGAGGGGGGGGAUGCAUUGUUGGUGAGGAAAAGCCCUAGUUUUCUCGAAGCUCCCCUCCGCGAUCUCUUCUGUUUUGUACAUGCAGGUAUAGACAGAGGGAGAAUCGUAGCUUGGAGGAGAGAGGAGCGGGAGAGAGAGGUGGUGGUGCAAAGAGAUUUGCUGUAUGUCAGUGGAUUGUUUGCGCUACUGCGGUGGAUUUGGUGAGCUUGCGAACCCGCUACAAUGGCCACAGCUGCGAAAAAGGCGACGUCCUGUUGCAUUCCCGACGAUUUCGCCACCGUUCCUCGGAAGGCCUCCGCUGCCGCCGCGGCAGACGCUGUCCAGGACUGGAGUGUGGCCGGCGAUGAACGACGCGAUGAUCAGCAGAAAAAGAGAUCUGCUGUCGCGCCUCUGAUUCGGACUGAACCUUCCACGAAUGCUUCCACUAAAGGUGCCCAGAUAAUGCUGAGGGCUCAAACCCGUCAUCCUUUGGACCCAUUAUCUGCUGCUGAAAUUGCAGUGGCUGUGGCAACUGUCAGGGCAGCUGGAGCUACACCUGAGGUCAGAGAUAGCAUGCGAUUCAUUGAAGUGGUUUUGUUGGAACCGGAAAAGCAUGUUGUUGCUUUGGCAGAUGCAUAUUUUUUCCCCCCUUUCCAGCCAUCUUUAGUGCCCAGAACCAAAGGCGGGCAUGUAAUUCCAAGUAAGCUCCCUCCGAGGCGAGCUAGAUUGAUUGUGUACAACAAGAAAACCAAUGAGACAAGUCUAUGGAUUGUUGAACUAACUGAAGUGCAUGCAACAACUCGAGGCGGGCAUCACAGGGGAAAAGUCAUUUCAUCUGAAGUUGUUCGAGAUGUCCAACCUCCCAUGGAUGCAGUAGAAUAUGCUGAAUGUGAAGCUGUUGUCAAAGAUUUUCCUCCAUUCCGAGAGGCAAUGAAAAAGAGGGGCGUUGAAGAUAUGGAUCUUGUGAUGGUUGAUCCCUGGUGUGUUGGAUACCACAGUGAUGCUGAUGCUCCUAGCCGUAGACUUGCCAAACCACUAAUAUUCUGUAGAACAGAGAGUGACUGUCCAAUGGAAAAUGGUUAUGCACGCCCAGUUGAAGGUAUUCACGUACUCGUUGAUAUGCAAAAUAUGGUGGUGAUUGAGUUUGAAGACCGCAAAUUUGUUCCCUUACCACCAGCUGAUCCAUUAAGAAACUAUACCUCUGGUGAAACAAGAGGUGGUGUUGAUCGAAGUGAUGUAAAGCCUCUGCAAAUUAUUCAACCAGAGGGUCCAAGCUUUCGUGUUAAUGGACACUAUGUGGAGUGGCAGAGGUGGAAUUUCCGUAUUGGUUUCACUCCUAGAGAAGGUUUGGUUAUACAUUCUGUAGCAUAUGUUGAUGGUAGUCGCGGUCGGAGGCCUGUAGCACAUAGGUUGAGUUUUGUGGAAAUGGUUGUGCCUUAUGGAGAUCCAAAUGACCCACAUUAUAGGAAGAAUGCAUUUGAUGCAGGGGAAGAUGGUCUUGGGAAAAAUGCACACUCUUUAAAGAAGGGCUGUGACUGUUUGGGAUACAUCAAGUACUUUGAUGCUCAUUUCACAAAUUUUACUGGAGGUGUUGAAACAAUUGAAAACUGUGUAUGUUUGCAUGAAGAGGAUUGUGGAAUACUUUGGAAGCACCAAGACUGGAGAACUGGUUUAGCAGAGGUUCGGCGGUGUAGGAGGCUAACUGUUUCUUUUAUUUGUACCGUGGCAAAUUAUGAAUAUGGAUUCUAUUGGCACUUCUAUCAGGAUGGAAAAAUUGAAGCUGAAGUCAUACUUACUGGAAUUCUUAGCUUAGGUGCUCUGCAGCCUGGAGAAUCUCGAAAAUAUGGUACAAUGAUUGCUCCAGGGUUGUAUGCACCAGUUCAUCAGCACUUCUUUGUUGCUCGAAUGGAUAUGUCUGUUGAUUGUAAGCCCGGAGAAGCAUAUAAUCAGGUUGUUGAGGUGAAUGCUAAAGUUGAGGAACCUGGGAAGGAUAAUAUUCACAACAAUGCAUUCUAUGCGGAAGAGACAUUGCUUAGAUCUGAACUGCAAGCAAUGCGUGACAUUAAUCCUUUGUCUGCUCGUCACUGGAUUGUCAGGAACACAAGAACUGUCAAUAGGACUGGACAGCUGACAGGCUACAAGUUGAUACCUGGUUCAAACUGCUUGCCAUUAGCUAACCCUGAGGCUAAGUUUUUGAGAAGAGCUGCCUUCUUGAAGCAUAACCUCUGGGUUACACCAUAUGCUCGUAAUGAGAAUUUUCCUGGAGGAGAGUUCCCAAAUCAGAACCCCCGUGUUGGUGAGGGGUUGCCUACCUGGGUUAAGCAAAAUCGAACUCUGGAAGAAACUGAUGUUGUUCUCUGGUAUGUGUUUGGAAUCACACAUGUUCCUCGGUUGGAAGACUGGCCUGUUAUGCCUGUUGAGCGCAUCGGUUUCAUGCUUCAGCCGCAUGGAUUCUUCAACUGUUCUCCUGCAGUUGAUGUGCCGCCCAACACAUGCGAGUUGGAUGCCAAAGACAGUGAUGUCAAAGACAGUGGAGUAGCAAAGCCAAUUUCAAAUGGGUUGAUGAGCAAGCUUUGAAGGGACACGCCGCUUGCUUUGGAAUAAAAUUUGCAAGAAGGUUCCGGGCCAAAUUCUGGUUGAGCCUUCUAGAAAAGUUUCGCUUUUACUUGCUGCUUAAUGUCUGGUUUUUCUGUUUCGUUUGGUUUGGCGUGCAAUUUGUGGACCUCUGUACUGUACUGUACUUUUUGACUUGGAAACCACCGUUCAGGCGGUUCAAUUUGGAUUUGUCUACAGAAAAUGUGAUAGAAUUGCUUGCUUGAUUAGUGCGCCCGCGCGCUAACUAAUACUGGGUUUUUGUUGGUUAAUUACCUUUACAUUA
Diospyros lotus (date-plum) is the source of this 2996-nucleotide messenger RNA. RefSeq names its product diamine oxidase [copper-containing] 1, peroxisomal. Bases 362 to 2695 code for a protein of 777 amino acids. Gene Ontology annotation, biological process: amine metabolic process. The transcript is spliced from 12 exons. Lineage: Eukaryota; Viridiplantae; Streptophyta; Magnoliopsida; Ericales; Ebenaceae. Gene Ontology annotation, molecular function: copper ion binding; quinone binding; primary methylamine oxidase activity. The record is from RefSeq and is a predicted model, not a curated record.